Micropterus dolomieu (smallmouth bass) is the source of this 9823-nucleotide messenger RNA. RefSeq names its product crystallin beta-gamma domain containing 1a (gene crybg1a). The coding region runs from base 98 to 9148 and encodes 3016 amino acids. The transcript has 23 exons. NCBI's taxonomy places the organism in Eukaryota, Metazoa, Chordata, Actinopteri, Centrarchiformes, Centrarchidae. The record is from RefSeq and is a predicted model, not a curated record.
UCACUCCUCCAGCAGCUGCUCUAUAAGUAGGACAACUUUCCCCGUGCCUUCAUCUUCCUCGCACUUUCUUAGCAAGGACUUUUUUUUGUCAGACACCAUGAGUAAGUCCAGCACGCUGAAAGUAAAGGGCUUGUUCAAAUUAAAAUCACCUGAUAAAGACAGCAAGGAGCGGAAACGGCCGGACUCCCUCAAAGAUGGAGCGGGGACCACCCCCACGGACAAGUUGGGGUCUUUACCGGCAAGUCCCGGUCCCCUCAGCCCGGGAGACAGCGACACAUUGGCCGGGGAUGUUUCGCCCUUUUCCCCGAAAGAAAAGAAGAAAAGGCGGCUGUUGCCGUUCAAGCUGAAACGAAAGAAAUCCAAGCACAAAGAAGAAGGAGGAGAGGUGUUCCUCCACGACACUGAUGAGCUGGACAGCUUCAACAGCCACAUGAGUUACGACCAGAUGAGUGUUUCCACAGAGUGCAGUUUCCGGACUGAAUCGGACUGGGACCAUCAUUCCAUGGAGUCCACCUCCAUGUUCAGCUUCGACAUGACUCAACCAUACUGCGCUACUAAGAAUUCGGAGGAGAAGAGGGGAAUGUUUGAUCGCCUCAGCAAUUUCUUCAACUCAAAGAGAAAGAAGAGCAGUAGUAGUAGGAAGCAUACAGACACAUUAGCUGAUGCAACGUCCCCGUCGUCCCCCUUGUCUCCAUGUUCACCCCAGUCUCAAAAGGAUGAUGGGCUAAAGACUCCAACUCCCUCUCGAAAAGACAGUGAACUAACAGGGCCUCGUAAUGCAGAGUCUGAAAGGGGAGCAGGGUGCGGUGACACCCUCAGCCACAGCUCCAGUCCCAGCGCCUCAAGCAUUGCUUCUCUGCUGACGGAGGGAGCAGAGUUCCCAUUCGCAGAUAGUAACAGCAGUGGCCGAAGCAGUGUGAGGGAGGUGCGUGUGUGCGGUGAAAUGAAUUCUGGGAAUGUGACUCCCACCGCUCUGGACCUUGCUACUACUGCCACUCAUCCAAGUGCUGAUUUGAGCUCAGAACUAAGCUUUGCAGAGUCAGUGGUGGAGGAGGUAAGCAAGAGGCUGCAGGUCAGUUUGGAAGAAAGUACCCUGAAGACUACAGAGGGUUCCAGUGAGGAUAAUGCAGUUAACCAAACCACACUGUCCACAAUUGAAACCCCCCUGUCCAAGGCAGCUGAGAGCCCAAAGUCACCUAACUUAACCUCUAUAAGCAUAGGAUCAAAGAACAUGUCAGUGAAAGUUGGAGAGAAAGGGCACAGCACUGCCAUAAGAGGAAUAAAUUUAGGCUCUCAGUCGUCCACCUCACACCUCAUCACGACUCAACGGGAAGAUGGAGACUCUCCAGAUAUAGCAAGGGAAAACUCAGGAGCCAGGAGGAGGGCUCAGAUAUUCUCUUGUGAAACUGUAGCCCCGCCGUGUAGCCCUGCAGCUGAGAAAGAGCAAGUACCCAGGGGUGAUUCUCCUGUCCAGCUCCACAAAGCCAUAUGGGUGGAAACACACCUGGGAGAGGAAGAGGAAUGGGAGAGGGAGGGGGAGGGGGAGAAGGAUAUAAUGAAAGAAGAGGAGGAGGGCUUCAGAGCAGACUCGCCUCCCGUGCUGGCUAUACCUGUCACAGUAAUUCCUGAGGACGAGUCAGUUGCUCAGGGCACUGCAGACAGCCCUUCUACCCCCUCAGAGACUUUGCUGUCCAGUGGCAGCUUUCCAGAACCUGCCAUCUCCUUGGCACCGACUACAGGGGCGUUCCAGACAACCUUUCCGAAGCCAGAGGAGGCUGACACUGGCACACACUCAAAGCAAAGUUCACUUCAGGAGAAACGCAGAUCGAGAGAAAUCCGUGUUACGCGCAAGACCGUGAAUCUGCCUUCAAAACACAAGGUUUUUGCCCAGAAAGUGUACGUUAGCCCAGAGCCAAGUUUGGAUGGGAAUGAGCCGACGGUAGAGGAGUACAGCAGAGAUUCAGUUUCAAAGACUUCAGAAACAACUGAAGUGAAACCACUUCUAAUCCAUCAAAACAACAACAAUGUGGAAUUUAAAGUGGCUGAGCUUGAGCCACUUCCAGCAGCACACUCUGACACAAACACUCCUGAACCCUUAGUAGAAAAACCAGACUCAGAGGCCUCUGACUUAGGUGAUAUCUCUGCAACCACAGACAUGAACAGAGCAAAGCCACAAGCGGUGGAAUCUGGGUUAAAAGGCCAAAGGACUAACCAGGCUACACCCUCUAAACGAGAUGUUAAAGCUGCAGCAGAAAGUUGGCAUACCACAGCAAGUGGAGCAAGGAGCCCAUCCUCAGCAGCUGGCAUCAAGGCCAAAACUGUGACAACAAAGGCUAAGGCCUCUCCAGAGAGCACAAAAGUGGGAACUUCCAGUGAUUUGCCGCUACAGAGGGAACAUAGCAAUGAUAAAACUGCUUCUGUGUUACCAACAUUAAAAGACAAAAACACCAGUGGCCCCUCAAGUGCAACAGGUUCAAAGUCUAAAAUCCCCAAAAAGUCAACAUCAGAUGCUGAAGUGAAAUCACCAGUGACACCAGAUAAAACAUCAGUGACUGAUGCGUCUGGGUUAGUUGCCACCUCCAAACUGCAGAAACAACCCAAAACCAAAGAAUCUUUGAAAUCUCCAGUAACUAUAACCAAAGCUGGCAGGAAACCAAGUUUUGAAGAAGCCAAGGGAAGAAGAGCCCUAUCAGGAGAAAUUUCUCCCACAAAAACAACACACAAGACAGGAACUAAGGCUAUUAAAGAAACAUCAGAUGCGCCCAGUGACUCUAUAAGCCUGGUAAAUGGCAUGGAGAAAGACCACAAGGAGCAUAGUAUUAAAACAGAACACCCAACUGACAGGGAGAGCCCGGAUGUCAAAAAACAAGGGCAAAGUCACCUGGAGAGUAAUACCUCCCUGGCAUCGAAGAGUCGGUUGCCCAUUUCAUCUCCGACAAGAAAGGGGAAGGAUGAGAUAACUCAAAGUGGAUUAAACUAUAAAAAAAUUACAUCUGGUCAGACAGACUCCAUCAGACCCAAUACAGUGCAGAAGCAGAGCCCAGAGCAGAUAGAAGUAACUUCUGGUGAGAGACCUGGUAGUGAGUCACCACCCCCGCUCUCUGAAAGUCCCAAGAAAGGAAGCAUGCUGUCAACAAGGCCAUUCAAACGCCUCUCUAAAAGAAGCACUAGCCUUGAAGACAGUGACACACCCACCCUGUGUGUCUCUCCACCUCCCACCAAGCAAGAGAAAACUGUCUCUUCGAGGCUCUCCAAACAGAGUGACAACAUCAAACACCACAAAGAUCCGGUAAAGGAUUCAGCGGAUCCCUCGUCAUCUGUAAGCAAGCUUCCUCGAGGUGAGAGAGGCUCCAACAAAGUAAAAUCCAGAAAACAUUCACCGACUCAGAAUUCUGCAAGCACAUGUACACCUGAACAGGAGGACUCAUAUCAGAACACUCACACAGAGACAGCUGUCAAAGCAUCAGAGAGUGUCCGAGCAGAACAAGGGACUGAUAAUCCCAGUGGCGACAGAUUUAAUUUCAAGUCUCCGUUUGCAGGGAAAGACAUAAUAAAACUCACAAACAAUCAGUCCAGUACCAGUGAAAUCAAUGUGAAAGAAGAAGAGACAAAGGAAUUAGCGGAGCGCUUAACCAGUCCUACAACUAAAGAGAUUUCAAAAAUCCAUAGCUCACUUACAGGCCCAGGACCUGAGGUAUCGCCUAGCAGUGUGGUUGUCAGUGCAAGUCCAUCUCAGUCUCCAGUUGCUGAUGUAAAUAAUGCUGAUAGCCAGGGUGGACGGUGUGAGACCAAACAACAAACAAGAGCUGAGUCUCCAUCUGAUAAUGUAUCUCCCAUUCAAAGUGACAACACCACACAGGGACAGGAAACACUGUUCUCACCAAAGAUUUGUCCAGAAGAAGUAAAAGAGACAGACGUUUUAGAGACAGCCCAGCUAAUAAAUAACAUAAAACCACAUUUAAUCCAAGAGAAAAGCCUUCCAGAGACAAAUUCUGCUCAGGAAAUAAAACCAGCUCAUGAGGAUGUAACUGAUAUGUCAGCCAAACCUGUUGCUGUUGAAAGCAUUCACUGUGACAUAAUUACCCACUCUGAUCAGGAAGGUGUUAUGCCCCAUAGUGGUUCACUUAAAACAAAUACGGUCAUUUCUAACGAAUAUAAUGCCAGACAUUGUCUAUCUGCCAACUUGGCCUCAAAAGACCAAGAUGCAGAGCUAAAAGAUGUACUUUCAGCCACUUCUAUUGCUGUUUCAGUUAAUGCUAACCUGGCCAAAACAGAGCAACAAAGGGAGUCAUUGAAGGAUCCAACCACAAAUAUCAUUCAUGAAAAUGAUAGAGUGCCCCCAUUAAGCAGAGAUUUCAUAAAAGAUUUUGAGGUAGAAGAGAAAAGUAAAGAGGAGGUUGGCAGGAAACCAGCAGAGGCUUUGGACAUUCACACAGUGACUGUAAGUGUUUGUGAACCGCCCAAGAAUGUUGAAAAUCAGCUGGACAAAGAGCCUCUUUUUCUGGCAGGAGAAUUUGAAAGUCAGAAGAAAGAGUCCAAACCAAAUGAAAAGCGGAAUGACGCAGCAGUGGAAAGCACUGACUCACAGAACAGUUGCAAAGAGGAGCUCAAGGGCAUAACAAUUAUGGACAAAGCCGACAAAGACAUUACAAAACCAGAGAAACCAACACAUUCAUCAUCACAUGAAAAACAUGUACAGACUGACUCAAAGGAGGAACCACAGACGGUGGUUACAGAUGCCCUGAAAGAGAAGAAGACAGAGGCAGAGGAAGCAAGAAGUGCAGUCCGGGAAAAUAUAGCCAGUGUUGUCGAUACAAAGCAGGAAUGUGAGUUCCUUUUAAAAGAAACUGCAGAGGGUGGCGAUAAGGAAACAGAUCAGCAGAUGAAGGCGUCAACUGUGAAAAAAGUAUUUCUAACCAAAGAUGAGGAAGUUAGGGACAACGAAGAAAAUCAGGAGGGCAAACACAGUGAUGUUGUAAAGAAGAGUCUAAAAUCCAAAAGCACCAAAACUCAGAGUGCUGAAGGGACUAAAGUAGAGAGGGAAACAAAGGAUCCAUCCAGCAAGACUUUACCAAAUGAGACUGGAGUUGCGACGGCUAACUCUGAAGUUAGCAACCAACCGGACCAGAAGUCCACAACUGUUAUUCAACAUGAGGACGUAACAAAACCAGACAAACCUAAGUCAACAGAAUCAAAACCUCUAAAUACUGACCUCAAACAGGAACCAGAAACAGUAAGAACAGACGUUCCAGAGAAGGAAUCAGAAAGCCAAAUUCAAAAACUAAAGGUGGUAAGCACCAAAACUCAGAGUGCUGAGGGAGGUCAUGAGAAGAUGGAAACAAAGGAUUCAUCAAUGAAGAGUUUGUUGAAUGAGAUUGUAAUUGAGAAUGCAAAGUCUGAAAUAAGCACCCAAAAGGACCAGAAGCCUUCAAUUGUCAAAGACGAAUAUGUGGAGAUUUCAAAACCAGAGGAAAACAUUGAUCAAUCCACAGAUUUCAAUGCCCCAAAUGCUAAUUCUGUUGUUUUCAUAACUGAAAAAGCAUGCAAUGAGACUGCUAAGAAAAAGGAACAGAAAAACCUCAUUAAAGAGGGUAGUGAAGUGACAAAGCAUGAUGAUCAGCUGAUGAAGUCAUCAAAAAUAGGUGCUAAGCAGGAGUUGGAACCCAUUUUUGUAAAAGACACAUCUAGCAAAAAAGGUGUUGGACAACAGAAAGACACACCAACUGUUGUUCCAUAUAAAGUACUUAAAAGUUGUAAUGCUCCAAAGAAUGAUGAAGACACCAAAGAAAAAACUAAAACAGAUAGUGUGUUAAAACAGGAACUGCAGACUUUAGGAGAAGAGAAAACCAGAAACGUCAGUGAUCCACAAAAGCCCGCAAAGCCAACAACCAAUGGUAGCAUGUCUCUCGCUGCUACAGCGAAACCAUCCUCUCCAUCUCAAAGUCCUGAGACAAAGAAGGAAUCUCCAUCUAGCUGGUUAGAUGUUGAACAUCAUCAAAAACAGAAGAAGGAGCAUAAGAGAAGACUAGAUGCCUCAGCCAGUGAGGAUGAAUCUCUUGAGCCUGAUGACUUUGAUGAUUUUAUCAAGAGCGUUAAGGAUUGCAGCAUUUCUUUCUCACUACCUCCAAAGAGGCAUAUUUGUAAAAAGCCCUCAUCCCCACCUUUUGCCAUGCCGGCCAUAAAGGAGGACCAUUUUGAGAGAACGUUUGAUCCGGAGGAAUUCCAGUUCGGAUUAAGAAAAAACGGCAAAGGUUUAAGGGAUCCUUCCCCAGCUAUGUUAAUUAAACAAAAAGCAGAGACUAGGGUAGGACGGACCCUGGGAAAACAUACACACGAUAAUGCCAUGCACACAACUAGAGACCAAAUGAAAUCCCUUGAUGAGAUGGAAGGAAAAGAUGGAGUCAAAGAGGGGACACAUAUUGAAGCAGAAAAAGAACAGGGACAAAACAAUGGAGAAGAGCCUGGAAAGCUGACAUCACGACUUGAAAGGAUGUCCAUCCUCUCCAGCUUACUGAACUCCCCUCGAUCCUCCAGGAAGACCAAAGAGGAAGCUAUCUCCGCCUCAAAUAGCACACGUUCAUCUAAUCAACAACAGGACUUGCCCUCGCUUGAAAAGCAGGGAGUUGUUGAUUCACCUCUGCCUGGCGCUGAAGCAGAUAAGGAGGGAGUGAAAGGUACAGACCAAGGCCCGCUUGUGGGUGAGUCAGCACUCAGUCCCUUCUCUCCUCCUCCUUUGCCCUUGUUCACUGAGAUAAAGCUGCCCGAUCAUUUAGAGAAAUAUCUCAAGAAGAACAAAAGAGGGUCUGAGGCCUCCCAGGGCUCUACACAGACGUCUGAAACUAAACUAAAUCCCGAGAGGAGUACUGUGAUGGACAAGGCCUCAGUAGCAGGAGUACCUAAUGUGGAUGUGGGCCUGAAAGACCCUGCAGGUGUGCGUCCAACCAGCAACUCCAGCCAGCAUACUUCUCAAAAUGGACUUUCUACUUCUAAGACUAAGAUACCUGCAGUUAGAGGGUUCCACAAAAGGCCUGGAAAGAUUGUCAUCCAUGAACAAGCUCAGUUUGAAGGGGAAACGUUUGAACUCUACAGUGAUGUAGAGGAUGCCACCACAAUGAAGCUGUCCCCUGUUAUCUCAGUCAGAGUCAUCAGAGGAUGCUGGCUCCUCUAUGAAAAACCUGGCUUCCAGGGUCGUGUCAUUGCCCUCGAGGAAGGUCCCACAGAGCACAUAGUGAAUAUGUGGGCAGAGGAGGAAACUCCAACGACACUAGAUCAGAAGGGUCAGCCUGUACCUACAGCACCUGUGGUCAUAGGUUCUCUCCGAUUGGCAGUUAGGGAUUACAGCAUACCCCGAAUUGACCUGUUUGCAGAGGUGAAUGGGUUGGGGAGGAUGUCGUCUUACUGUGACGACACUGUAGAGAUUGGCUCCUAUGGGAUUCCACAGACCACUGGCUCCAUUAAGGUCCAUUCUGGAGUCUGGCUGGUGUACACUGAUCCAGGGUUUGAAGGCUUUUUAGGAGUGCUGGAGGUGGGGGAGUAUCCCUGCCCAGAGGCCUGGGGUUUCCCUGAGCCCUUCAUCGGGUCUCUCAGACCCCUCCGAAUGGGACUAAUUAGGGUGGAUCAUCCUAAUGAAUUAAAGGCCUUGGUGUUUGAGAAGCCCAACUUUGACGGAGAGUGCAUAGAGGUCGACAGUGAUGUGUACAACUUGCAAGAAGAACCGGGAGAGGAAAAAACAGGCAAACCGGACGACAACAAGAAGACAUUGUCUGCAGUGGGGUCUAUAAAGAUACUAGGUGGUCUCUGGGUGGGCUAUCAAGAGGCAGACUUCGAAGGCCAGCAGUACAUCCUGGAGGAGGGGGAGUAUCCUCACUGCAGUGACUGGGGAGGAUCUGAGGACGGGCUCCUGUCACUCCGGCCUGUACGCACAGAUUUCCUGUCCCCCCAUAUUAAACUGUUCACUGAGCGGCACUGUGAUGAGCUGGGGCUCAACGUGGACUUGAUGGUUCCUGUCUUCAACAUGGAGGAUGUCGGCUACGGUGUCAAAACUCAGUCUGCCAAAGUCAUGGGUGGAGUGUGGGUGGCAUUUGAGAAGCCUGGAUUCAGCGGAGAGCUCUAUGUCUUGGAGACAGGCCUGUAUGCAAGCCCAGAGGACUGGGGAGCCCAGGACUUCAAGAUGUCAUCCAUACAGCCUGUUUUCCAUGACACACUGAUGGGAACAACAAAAUUUAAGGUGCAGCUGUAUUCUGAGCCAGACUUCCAGGGAAGGCUGGUGGCUCUGGAGGACAGCGCAGCAGCUCUAGAUGAGGAUUUCAUACCCAGGUCCUGUAAGGUGCUGGCUGGCAGGUGGGUGGCGUAUGAGGGAGCCCAGUUCACAGAGAACAUGUAUGUGUUGGAGGAGGGAGAAUACCCCAACACAGAGGCUAUGGGCUUCCUGUCAUCAGACUCUACCAUCCGCUCCAUCCAGACCGCUGCACAUGAGCUUUCUCUGCCCUCCAUCAUCUUGUUCAGUAAGGUGGGCUGUAGAGGUCGCAGAGUGGUGUUGACAAAUGGAGACGUGAACCUUCAGCAGGCAGGCCUGGAUGCACACAUACGCUCCCUGGUGGUGGAGGGAGGAAUGUGGGUGUUGUAUGAAGGCAGUAACUACUGUGGUCGACAGCUGCUUCUCCAGCCAGGUGAAGUGGGCGAUUUGUGCGAGUUCAGUGGCUGGCAGCGAAUAGGAUCCCUACGUCCAUUACUCCAGAAGCCGCUGUACUUCCGUCUGCGGAACAGGAAGACGGGAUGUGUGAUGUCCCUGACAGGAACUUUGGACGACAUCAAGCUGAUGAGGGUUCAGGCUGUGGAGGAGACAGGAGGGUUAGAGCAGGUCUGGCUCUAUCGGGAUGGGCUGCUUACCUGCAAGCUGGUGGAGGACAGUUGCCUGGAGACCUCAGGCAGUGUGGUGAUGGCGGGCAGCAGACUUUGUGUUUCCUCGGAGAGAGGCAAAGACAACCAGCUGUGGAAUAUCACCCCGGAUGGCCUGGUGCACUCUCACCUCAAACCUGAGCUGGUUCUGGAGGUCAAAGGUGGUCAUCAUUAUGACAAGAACCAGGUGAUCCUCAACACAUUUGAAGAGACAAAAUUGGACCAAAGGUGGACCUUGGAGAUCCUGUGAUCAGAUGACCAGCUCUCCUGUGGCCCUCACAGCUUUCUACUGCAGAAACAGACACUGCAGUCUUUUGUAGUAUUUUAAUUCUUGUUGAGGAGAGUAACCAAAUACUGGAUCAAUGUAAUAACUAUAAAAACAAAUUUCAGAAUGAGUGAGUAAAAACAUGACUUAUUUUUAGCCAUUUGAUUUCGAACACUGUAUAUCAAAGACUCUAUGCCCUCUCUGUUUUCACUGCGUGAAAACUCAGCCCUGUUUCGAUGCUGCAUACUUUAAUAUGGUACUUCUUCAUGCAUCAUUCGAUUAUAAUGUCGGCAAAUUGAAUGUAUUCUGUACAUUGACAGCUGCAAUAUGAAGUCUGAUGUGUCUACACUCCAAAGAUCUAUGUAGAGUAAGAGGUUUUCUUUUUGUAAUUUCUGUAGAUCAACACUGAUCUAAUGUAAAGUGAUAUCUUUUUAGGAUUUUACAGGUUUACAUUUUUACACAAACUAUACUUUACUACAUUAGAUUGUACAUAAGAAUCAAGUGUAUACAUUUUAAAUUUCAAAGCAGAACUGAAAUAACAACUCUGCCCACUGUUGAUUGUAAAUAUGUGAAUGUAAAAGAGAAAACUGUUACACAUGAAAAUAAGAAUGUGAUUUUCUUUCUUGUGUCUUUUUUAGAAAAUAAAUAACACUGUUUUUA